This is a messenger RNA of Cordyceps fumosorosea ARSEF 2679, 1926 nucleotides long. RefSeq names its product Acyl transferase/acyl hydrolase/lysophospholipase. Gene Ontology annotation, cellular component: membrane. The coding region runs from base 1 to 1926 and encodes 641 amino acids. The record is from RefSeq and is a predicted model, not a curated record. Lineage: Eukaryota; Fungi; Ascomycota; Sordariomycetes; Hypocreales; Cordycipitaceae. Gene Ontology annotation, biological process: arachidonate metabolic process. The transcript is spliced from 3 exons.
AUGGACGCUUAUGGCGUCCGACGCAAGGACACCACCAAGGGUCCGCCUCUGCGGAUUCUGUCUCUCGACGGUGGUGGUGUCCGCGGCUACUCCAUGCUCAUCAUCAUCCAGGAGCUCAUGCACCGGACCUUCGUCGAGAUCCAUGGUCGCGCCCCGCGCCGCAACGAGAUCCCCAAGCCAUGCGACCAUUUUGACCUGAUCAUCGGCACCGGCACCGGCGGCCUCAUCGCCAUCAUGCUUGGCCGCCUUCGACUCGAUCUCGAGACCUGCAAGAUUCUCUACGUCCGCAUGACCCGCGUGGUCUUUGAGACCGACAAGACUAUCGCCGGUAUCCCCUACCGAUCCACCCUCUUUAAGGCCAGCAAACUCGAGGAGGCCAUCCGCAAGGCCGUCCGCGACCACACCGUUAACGACGACGAAGGUAACGACGGCGGGGAUGAGCGCUCCUCCACCCGCCUUUCCACCGCCUCAAGCUCCUCCAUGCCUCAGCGGCAUCUCAGCAACGCCAGCACGAUCAGCUUCAGCGCGCGUAGCCCCGCCGCGCAAGCCGCCGCGCAGCCGUUCUACAGCUCCGGCACGGGCAACCCCGAGGCCAGAUUAUACGACUCCCGCGAGAAUCGGACAAAAACUGCUGUAACUGCCAUGUACAAAGACUCCCCUCGUCACUCUGCCCCCGUCAUCCUUCGAUCCUACGACUCGCGACGCGAACCGCCCCCCGACUUUGACUGCAGGAUCUGGCAGGCCGGCCGCGCCACGUGCGCCAUCGGCCUCGCCUUCAAGCCCAUCUCCAUCGGGCAGUCGAGCUUCCACGACGACGGUGUAGGCACAUUCAACCCCGCGCCCGAAGCCCUUGACGAGGCUGUCGUCAACGAGUGGCCUGGCCGCGAAGUCGGCCUCUUCGUCAGCGUUGGCACUGGGAGGCGGCCCCGCGGCAGUGACGGCAACCAGCAGGUUUGGUACGAGGGCUUCCUCGGGGAGUUCGCCGAAGCGCGGCGGCGCCUCAUCGCCAAAAUUGAAGGGUGCGAGAAGAUCCACGAGUUCAUGCUCCGCGAGCACCUCGCCCGCCGCGGGGUCAACCCGGAGAACUACUUCCGCCUUAACGUUGAGAUUGGCGUCGGCGAGUUCGGUAUGAACGAGUGGCACCGACUGGGUGACAUCAGCACCAGUACGAAGCGCUACAUGGCGCGCGACGAGGAGCAGCGCAUGGUCCAGGGCAUCUCGGCGCGCCUCGCCAAGGUGCACCGCGCGCGACAGCGCCUCGAGCGCCAGGCCAACACAAUCCCCGAGGUCGUCAGGCAGCAGCCCUCGCCCAGCGUUGACAUGCCCUUUGCCGUCGAGCUGCCUGGCGACAUGCCCACGGCAUUCCCACCGUCACCCCGAAGCGGCCUCUCACGGGCGUCAUUUGACUCGGGCCGUCCGGAUAGCCUCACCAUCGGCAACCAACCACCACCAUGGGGUGGCUCGUCAUCACCGCCCCCGCGGCCUUCGUAUGACUACGCGCGCCCCGGCGGCGCGGCGCCUUACCCACCCGGAACGACAUCGCCGCCGCCUCCUCCGUCGCGCGGCAGCAGCAAGAGGAUGGGCAACGGCACACCGAACCACCAAGAGCAACACGACCGGCUCCUCGGCUCGGCGCCUACGCCGACGCAGCUCAGGCACGCGGCGGGUGGCGGCGACAAAAUUGCCAUCAUGAGCCCCGACGAGCACGCGCGCCCGCUACCACCACCACCACAGUCAGCGCCACCAUCCACGCGCAUCGAGCCCCCGCCGUUGCCGCCCAAGACGCCGCUCCCAGGACACAGGGUCGUCAGCAGCAGCAACGGGGGAGGAGGUCACGCCGCGCUGCCGUACCCGAUAGACGAUGAGGAGGAGGAGGCACCCCCGCCCCCGGUUAACAUGGCGCGAAAGCCAGAGUACCGGGGAUGA